This is a messenger RNA of Apus apus (common swift), 7017 nucleotides long. RefSeq names its product spastin (gene SPAST). Gene Ontology annotation, cellular component: microtubule cytoskeleton. Gene Ontology annotation, molecular function: ATP binding; microtubule severing ATPase activity; ATP hydrolysis activity. The record is from RefSeq and is a predicted model, not a curated record. NCBI's taxonomy places the organism in Eukaryota, Metazoa, Chordata, Aves, Apodiformes, Apodidae. The coding region runs from base 82 to 1914 and encodes 610 amino acids. The transcript is spliced from 17 exons.
GAGCGAAAGGGGCGUCGGCGGCGCCGCUGCCAUGGCCGGUUGUUGUCAGUGCCUGGCAGCGGGUUAUGGCGACGGCGGUGAAUGAAUUCUCCGGGCGGCAGAGGGAAAAAGAAGGGCUCAGCCGGCUCCAGCUCCGCGCCCCCGGCCGCCGGGGCCUCGCCCUCCUCGCCGCCCGGGCCGGCCCCCAGCGUUGCGCCGGCGGGGGCGGCGGCGUCCCCCCACAAGCGGAACCUGUACUACUUCUCGUACCCGCUCUUCGCCGCCUUCGCCCUGCUGCGCUUCGUCGCCUUCCAGCUCGGCCUGCUCUUCGCCUGGCUCCGCGAGCGCCUCUCCCGCCGCGCCCUCAUGGCCACCAAGGGCGGCAGGGCCGGGGCCGACGACGCGCCCGAGCCCGGCGGGGCGCCCGAGACGGUGCGGGCCUGCCACAAGCGGGCCUUCGAGUGCAUCUCCCUGGCGCUGCGCAUCGACGAGGACGAGAGAGCAGGACAAAAGGAACAAGCUGUUGAAUGGUAUAAGAAAGGAAUUGAAGAACUGGAAAAAGGAAUAGCUGUCUUAGUAAUUGGUAAAGGUGAUCAGUGUGAACGGGCUCGACGUCUGCAAUCUAAAAUGAUGACAAAUUUGGCAAUGGCCAAGGAUCGCUUGCAGCUUUUAGAGAAGCUGCAGGCAGUUUUGCAAAUUUCCAAGCCGCAAAUGGAGGUCUAUAAUGACAGUACUAACCUGGCAUGCCGCAAUGGACAUCUCCAGUCAGAAAGUGGAGCGGUUCCAAAAAAGAAGGAUCCCUUAACACACACGAGCAAUUCCCUCCCUCGUUCAAAAACUGUUGCAAAAACUGGAUCCACAGGACUUUCAGGCCACCACAGAACUCCUAGCUACAGUGGGAUAUCAACUUCUGUGUCUAGACCAGCACCUAAUCCUGUAGCUUCAACUCAUAAGGCUGCUCCUAAAAAUAGCAGAACAACUAAGCCUUCUACUCCUACCCCUGCUCCUCGUAAAAAGAAAGAUUUGAAGACAUUUAGAAAUGUGGACAGUAAUCUUGCUAACCUUAUCCUGAAUGAAAUUGUUGAUAGUGGGCCAGCUGUCAAAUUUGAUGAUAUCGCAGGGCAGGAAUUGGCUAAACAAGCUUUGCAAGAAAUUGUUAUCCUUCCUUCCCUUAGACCUGAGUUAUUUACAGGACUUAGAGCUCCUGCACGUGGUUUAUUGCUGUUUGGCCCCCCAGGAAAUGGGAAGACGAUGUUGGCCAAAGCUGUUGCAGCAGAAUCAAAUGCUACUUUUUUUAAUAUAAGUGCAGCUAGCCUAACUUCAAAAUAUGUGGGUGAAGGGGAGAAACUGGUGCGUGCUUUAUUUGCAGUAGCCAGAGAACUUCAGCCUUCUAUAAUUUUUAUUGAUGAAGUUGAUAGCCUUUUGUGUGAAAGGCGAGAAGGUGAACAUGAUGCUAGUAGACGUCUUAAAACUGAAUUUUUAAUAGAAUUUGAUGGUGUGCAGUCUUCUGGAGAGGACAGAAUACUUGUGAUGGGAGCAACAAACAGACCACAGGAGCUUGAUGAUGCUGUUCUCAGACGCUUCACCAAACGGGUAUAUGUGUCUUUACCAAAUGAGGAAACAAGAUUAAUUUUGUUAAAAAAUCUUCUAAGCAAGCAAGGAAGUCCACUGACCCAAAAAGAGUUGGCACAACUAGCUAGAAUGACAGAUGGAUAUUCCGGAAGUGAUUUAACUGCAUUAGCAAAGGAUGCAGCGCUGGGCCCUAUUCGAGAAUUAAAGCCAGAACAGGUGAAGAACAUGUCUGCCAGUGAGAUGAGAAAUAUCAAAUUGUCAGAUUUCACUGAGUCUUUGAAGAAGAUAAAGCGCAGUUUGAGCCCUCAGACCCUGGAAGCAUAUAUUCGCUGGAACAAGGACUUUGGAGAUACUACAGUGUGAAACACUACUUGAAGUGCUAUCAAGUGCUGCCUAAGGAGCAAUUGGUACAGGCUACUGGAAAGCAGCCAGAGUUUACAGGACUUCACAGAUUUUUAAGUAUCUGUGUUAAAACGUGAGAUUAAGAAAAAAAUAUACAAUGUGAAAUGUGUUCAUCAAAGUCUCUCCUUGCCAUUUAGUGAGGAUUUACACACUGUAAGUAAGAGCACAAUAGGACUUGAGAUAAGAUUCCUAGCAAUCCAAUUAUGGUUUGAACAAUAAUAUAUGUACUUCGUUUCGGCUAGAGGGCUCUGAUGAUAUUGAUCAUUGGAAGACCUUUUCUUUAUGUUGUGUGUGUUUCUUUGUUUUUAAUUUUGCUAUGACAUUGAUGUCUGGUUAUCUUCCUGGUAACUACUAAAUUACAAUUGGAGGUUUGUAAACUUUGGUUCAGUUUUUGACUUUUUUAUCCUUAAUGUGCCAAAUAAACCGAUUUCCCGAUGCAGAGAGGAAGAACAGCAUUGGGGGAUUACAAUUAUUAAAAUGUAAAAAGCAGCUGGUCUGUUAUUAUUUGUCUUUUUGUUCAGUUGUAAUGUGACUGUACUGUUCACAGAACAGUUUUAAAGAAGAUCAUUGAUAGCAGAACAGCAAAAAAAAAAAAAAUCCCAACCCCCUAUAAACCAAUUCCAACUGUUUUUAAAAAAUAAAUUACUAAAUAAAAGAAAUUGACUAGGACAUUCAUUUACUGGCAGUAUUUUCUCUUAAUGCAUUUUGUAAUGUUUCCAUUGGUAGAAUGUUAGCUUACGCAUAUGGUGUGCAACUUGGAGCCCAGCUGAUGUUAGAAGGAGUAAGUGAUGCUACUUGUGCAGUUUAAGAAACUACAUGUUCCUACUCUGUAUUUUGCUCUGUUUAUGAUAAUUGAAAGUAAAAUUUCCAUUGUGAUAAUUUUUUUUAAUCUACACACGUAAGCAUUAAAAUACGAGGCUACAUGUUUAAUAUAUGGCACACAUUAAUGUUUUAUAGCUUUCAUAUGUUUUGGUUUAUAUAUUAAAGUAUGAAACACUCAACUGAUCUGCCUUUUUAAAAAGAAACUGCAUCUUUGUACAGUACUUCUUUUUACUAUAUAAAUGACAAGCUAUUAAAAACCCUUAAGUGAUAGCCUUUAAAUGCUGUAAUAAAGGAAAACAUCUUUGCCUUUACUUCUAAAGGCCUGACAUCUUGUUUACAAAUUCUACAUGGAUCAAACACAGAUGUUUGCAAGGCAGAACACUAGUUCCUUGUUAAAGCAUGUCUGUGGGGUUUUUUUGUUUGUUUUUUUAAAGGCAAUGCUCCUGACUUGGUGGUAUUACAAAAAUGUAUAUUGUUUACAGUUUUUUUAACUAAACUGAGUUAUAAACUUUGUUUGCUUUUAGUCUUAACAUAAGAUUUUGUUCUUAAUUUUUCUUCUAACUUAUUUUUUAUUGGUAGGAGUAAGUCAAAGAUUUCUGGGACUACUCACCUGAAUGCUGACUCUAAAUAAUAUAUUAUAUAUAUAUUUAAAAAAGCCCUAGCUGAUAGAUGUAUUAUAAGUACAGUGAUACCCAGAGAGGACUCUAUGCUGUCUGUGUAGUAUUGGGUACUAAGUAGCAGAAACUGUGUCGAACUUGAGACACACAGAUGCAAUAUGUUUGGGAUUGUUUUUUUGAACCAGAGAUGCUUUAACUUAUCAUAAAAUUAAAAGCAGUUAAAUAAGAUUGUGUUACACUAGUAUGCCUUUUGAAAUAGUCAAACCAAACCACAUUUAGCUUUCUAAGGGUAUGACUCUUAAAUGCCUGAUGUAAAUGAAAAAUGUGACUUCUGCUCCCAUGAAUCACUUUCCUGGAGAAGGGAGAGAUGCUAAAAUAUUUCAGUUCCUUAGAUCUCAUGUAUUGCUUGCUUUCCCUUAGUUCAGUUCCCUGCCUUCAGUAGACCUCUGUUGUUAAAGUUUCCUGUCUGACUUGAUCUGUAUUUGUCAUAGACUUCUUAGUGCCAAGCGUGAACAUUACUGUUUUAUUUCAAAUACAUGCUACCUGAAACGUAGAGGUAGAAGUUCCCAUCUGCUAAUACACCACCAGUAUGCAGCACAAAGGGUCAGAAGGCUGAGCUGCUACUUCAGAAAGAAAAGGGACUAACCCUUUCACUUGUUUGUACAACCAGUUCAAGUCGAGAGUUUCUGUGUGACUGGCACCACUGCUUUUUGGUUAUCUAUUCUGCCCUGAUUGUUCUCUGGAUAAUGGAUGAGCUACAGCUCUAUAAAUGACUUCCUAGAACACACCAGUAAGAACUUAGUCUUGUUUUGCAGCAUCAGCCUGCCCAACAGCUGCUGGAUUUUUAGCCUAUGACAAAGUGCUGUUUGGUUCAUAAAUCUCCCUAGAAUGUCUUACACUAUUUUCUGCAUAGUGUUUUUUGAACCUAAUUCUGGUCCUCUUAAGGCAUUAUCUCACAUCUUCUGGUUUCUUGUUUUAUAGGUACAGAGUGUGUUCCAGCUCAGUUAUUUCAUCUGUGUGUUUGAUUAAUUGUGUAUAAAAGCACAUCUGGGAAAAACAGCAAACCAAAAGCAAGCCAGCACCCCCCAGUAAAAACCCCCAAAUACCUGUAUUUUCCAAAUCAAUGGUAUUUUGUAUAGAGCUUAGCAACUGUAUUUGCCAUAAAAUCAGAUUAUAUUCUAAUACAGUAUCUUGAAUUGGGAUAGGAUAAGCAGGACAGCAGCUUGGAUGCUUUUAACCUUUGCAAAGAUUCGUGUUACAUUAGCUCUCUAAACUGCCUUUUUUUUUUUUUUUAAUGAAUUUGCCCACUGCUAGUGAAUGAGUGAUUUGACCCACUUUUUUGAGAUUAUUAGGAAGCAGCAUAUCUGGCCCUCUGCAAGUGUGUUUUACUGACUUAAAGUGUAGCAGUUGCUGGAGGGAGAAAAAAAACACCCAAGCCCUCUGUUCUUCUGACAACCUUAUUACAUUUUUGCUCCUUUUUGUUAAGCAGGAAACACACCUUUUAUCUUUCUACAUGUUGGAAGAACAAUGUCUUCUCAGGCAGGGGAUUGCUGCUUUUGAAUGGGGGGGAGGGGUGAGAAAGUCAAGCACUGCUUGAUGCUCUUUCUCCUUAAAAUGAGACCGUCAUGUGUUAAUGAUGUUCCCUUUACUAAUGUUGACUUUUCUGUACAGUACACAGAACCUGUACAUGUUCUCUCCUUGUGGCUAAGACAAAAACAACACAAUAUUAAAGAUAAGCCUUAAACUAGGAUAUUUAUGCACAUAUAAGUCUCCCUGUCCUGAUAGUUUCUUAGACUUUACAGAGUUCACUGUAUUAGAAACAGGCAUUCUGCCCCUGAGAUGUCUUACCCUUCUUCAGAAAGUCAGUCACUAGAACAGUUUUGUUGAAUGUGGCCCUGCAACUUAAUUCACGUAGAUAGUAAAUGUGAUAGUAGCAGUUUAAAAUUGAGAAUGGGAUCUCUGAGCUGAGAAGGUAUUUGUCACUACACCAAUUAGAGGCGUUGUUGAUUUAAUUGUUAGAUCUUCUCAAAUGUUUUUAAAAUGAUAGGGUUUAUUUUUUAGCUUGGACAAUUAACCUUACCUUCUGGUGUAGAACAGUAUUUUUUCUAUUCUAAACAAGUGCUUUUUAGUAGUGGUUGGCACUGCUGCCAAGUCCAUCUUGCGAAAUAUAAGGACUUUGCACUUCGAAAAUGCUGGCAAAUUCAACAGACGUGUGUUCUGCAAGUGGUAUAGAAAGCAGCAUUCUCCCUAGAGCUUCCUUAACCACCUGUGGGGAAUGUUUGUGCCCUGGAUUCUUACAGUGUUUUCCUGCCAAAACAUGGGUAAUGCACGGUUGUGCCUAAGACACUACUACAUAGCUGUUCAGGUGCUUGCUUUAGUGAUGCUUCUGUGUGUGGCAGCUUCAGGAGGUGACAAGUGCUGUUGUAGGUUUCAGAUCUUCACUCAUUGUCUGUGGUGGUCUCAAGCUUUCAUAAUGUUUUUGGUGGUGGGGACUUAUACCAGAUACCAAAAAAGGAAUGAAAAGUAGCAAGCAGGUAGAGAAUGCAAGUAGUUCUCUCAGUCAUUGUCCUAAUAAGAGGCAGUUGCUAAUUCUGUUGUUGGUUCUCUUGAGCUGCUAUUUAGGGUUGAAGGAUGAUGCUUUACUCACCUAUGUGAAUUUUCAUGCUUAGGGUGAUCUGCUGGUCAUCCUAAGAGAUGACUAAUUGAUCAGUUACUUCCUUUUAGAAAUUUUUCUUUAAAUAUUCUUUUAAUAUUUUUUUUUUUAAAUUGUAACUAUAGUUCCACAGGAUGAGGGAAGCUCAGCUGCCACUUCUGCAAAUACAAAAUCAUCUUCUGAAGUAUGGGGAAAUGUGUAUUGUGGUUUUCCUGCUUCUCAUGUAAAUAAUUAACUGUCUUAGCGUGGAAACUGUUUACUUUGUCAAUAACUACCUCCUGAGUUUGGCAAUAAUUGGCAAGGUAUACACUCCUUCAGUGGAUUAAAUGUAAUGGCUGAACACUGUGGGUUCUUCAGAGUUUGAUCUUUUGAUUUGCAAGUUCUUGACAUGAUGUCUGGAAACAAUGGUGAUCAACCUUGGUUUGGUGUCGGACUUUCCUUGCUCUCACAAGACGGAAUUAAAACCCUAUUUCAGAGACAUGGCUUUGAGAAUAAAGGUUAUUAACGUUCUUUGUAGUUGGUUAAUAAAGGUGUAUUUUAAGGUGCUAGGGGUGUAGCCUCUUGGUCCUGCAGGUUUUAUACCAUUAGAAGCAGGGAAGAAAGUACUUUAUCUAAUACCCACACACCUAUCAAAGGGACUGGAAAUACAGAAACUGUUUUUGCCACAUGAUUCAAAUCUGUAUUCAUGUGAAGGGCUAGUCAGUAUUUUUCAGAAAUACAGAUUAAAGUGACAAAAACCAAAGGUGGAGACAAAACACUAAACCUCACCCCUGUUAAAUACAUGGGACAAUUCCAGUCUGGGAUGGGGUUAGUUCUUUUAUCUUCUUGGUUUGAAGCAUUUUUGUUUCAUUGUUCUUUUAAGAAUGUUUUCUGAAAUGUUAAACACAAUGAUUACAUUUAAGCAAUGUAAAAAAGCAUGACGAGCAGUCACAUAGCUUUAGCUUCUCAAUAAAAUGUUGAAUUUGUCCUGUU